AUGUCCAGCGGCCCUGGAGGAGGAGGAGGCGGGAGCGGGCAGCAGCAGCAACAGCAGCACAGCACUAGCAGUACGAGCAACAGCUGCAACAGCAACAUCGCUGGCACGACAGCAGCCACAGUGAGCAGCAGCAGCAACAGCAGGAGCAACACGCCAGCAACAUCAACAUCAUCGGCUGGAACUGGAACGGCAGCAACAUCCACACUCCAGCGUCGCAUUCUGCGCGGUCAUGCGGCGCAGACAACCAGCGGAGAGCGUGUCCUGCUCAUCAAUUACGUGCCUCAAUCGGGAGCUGGAUCGGGAGGAACUGCACCCGCGUCCACUCAGAGCACGUCUCAAUUGCCCACCCGUAAGAUACUCCAGGCCAGAGCCUCGGCAGCAGCAGCAGCGUCUGGAGGAGGAGCAGAAGUAGCAACAUCCUCUUCCCCGCCAUCCACGCCAGCUGUCUCGUUCGCCGGACUGGGCUCCGAGGUGACCGUCACCUUGACGCGCACUAACCAGCGCGCCAGCAUGACCAGUGUCACAGCCGCCGGUCAUAUUGUUAGGAAUCAGCAAGCCACAACCUAUCACCAGAGCACGAACACAGUCACCACAGCAUCGACUACGAGCGGCACGGCGGCGAUUCAUGAGCACAUAGCUACAUCAACGUCGCCACCGCCACUGGUAUUCACCCAUCAUCCACAUCAUCACCACAGCCAACAGCAGCAACAACAUGAGUAUCACCAAGACCACCAGUUAGUGGAUCACCAUCAACUAGAUCAAGAGCACAUAAUCAUAGAUCAUCAUCAGCCGACGGAGGAUGAUCAGUUGAUCGAAUACGAUGAUGGCGGGACGAUCGAGGAGCAGCAUCAUCAGUUGCAAUUGCAAGAGGACCUUCAUGAUCCCCAGCAGCAACAGCAGCAACAUCAUGACGUUGUUCAUGAGGUGUAUCUCCAGUAAGAGAGAUUAGCGUUAAGCAGUAGCGUAAUAAGUUUUAGCCAUUCUAUGAAGAAAUUUGGGCACCCAAAAUGUGUGCAAACAAAAAAUCGAAUUUGACAAAGCUUUAAUUUGGUCGUUUUUUAAAAAAAUUUCCCUGUAUCUCUAAGUUAUUCUCUUCGUAAAUUUCCUCUAAUUUAAUUGCACACAUUUUGAGAAAUACAAAUAAAAUCCUGUACAUACAUACAAAAAAAAUAAAUAUAACCUUUGAAAUAAAAGGCUUUUUAGAAGACCAGUUUAAUAUUGUAUAUAGUUUUCUGAAAAGUAGGCAAAAAUAUUUUCCAUUGAAAGUAUUAAUCUUAAAAUUUACAUAUUGAAGAAAAAUUUUUAAUUAACUAGUUGUUAGUAAAGAUUAUUUUUGUACUAUAUAAAUACUGAUACUACAUAUAUGCUAGUUCAGAAAUAUCUGCACAUAUUAAAUAAUCAUUGACGAUCCAUUAGUUAUUGUCAGUUGCAGAUCAAAACAAACAACGUACCGAAACGUAAUCAAUUGUAAAAUAUAUCGACUUCAAAUAAAAAAAUCAAAUUUCGCACAUAAUACGUAUGUAUGUAUCAAUCAAAUCCAUUCUGAUUGUUUAAAAAUGUUGAAGCAAAAGGGCCCUUAGGAUUAUGAAUGGGAUAGAUUGAACAAAGUCUGUCUUUUAAGAGAAACAUAUUCAUGUAACCCAUUAUUUGGGGCCAAGGCAAUAAAGCGAGCCGGUUUGUGUACUGAAAGUAAAAUUAUAAU
Drosophila rhopaloa is the source of this 1702-nucleotide messenger RNA. RefSeq names its product probable nuclear hormone receptor HR38. Bases 1 to 939 code for a protein of 312 amino acids. The record is from RefSeq and is a predicted model, not a curated record. The transcript has a single exon. NCBI's taxonomy places the organism in Eukaryota, Metazoa, Arthropoda, Insecta, Diptera, Drosophilidae.